GCGAGCGGGCAGAAGAACCCUGCGCGCGCGGCGAGGAUGGAACGUUACUAGAGUUCGCGGGUCUGGCGCCGGGGGCCGGAGCCGCACGCUUCGAGCCGCUGCGCGCCAAAGCGGGAAUUUAGGAGGCGGGCAGCUCUGCAGUUAAUGCAGGUAAUUUAAAACAUCCGAACCUGUGGACGCCAUGCACAGGAAACACCUCCAGGAGAUUCCAGACCAGAGUGGCAACGUCACCACUAGCUUCACGUGGGGAUGGGAUUCCAGCAAGACUUCUGAACUGCUGUCAGGCAUGGGGGUCUCCGCCCUGGAGAAGGAAGAAGUGGACAGUGAAAACAUCCCCCAGGAACUGCUCUCCAAUGUGGGCCACCCGCAGAGCCCCCCACGGAAACGACUGAAGAGCAAAGGGAAUGAGAAAGACUUCGUGAUCAUCCGCAGGCCGAAGAUCAAUAGAGAAAAUGUCCCAGGUGUUUCGUGGGAUUCCCUUCCCGAUGAGCUGCUCCUGGGAAUCUUUUCCUGUCUAUGCCUCCCCGAGCUGCUGAAAGUCUCCGCGGUUUGUAAGAGAUGGUACCGCCUAGCGUUUGACGAGUCUCUGUGGCAGACAUUAGACCUCACAGGUAAAAAUCUGCACCCUGAUGUGAUUGGCCGGUUGCUGUCUCGAGGGGUGGUUGCCUUCCGCUGCCCGCGAUCAUUUAUGGACCAACCAUUGAUUGAACAUUUCAGCUCUUUCCGUGUGCAGCACAUGGACCUGUCGAACUCAGUAAUAAACGUGUCUACCCUUCAUGGCAUUCUGUCUCAGUGCUCCAAGUUGCAAAACCUAAGCCUGGAAGGCCUACAGCUUUCGGAUCUCAUCGUCAAUAAUCUUGCACAGAACUCAAAUUUAAUGCGACUAAACCUUUGUGGGUGUUCUGGAUUCUCUGAAUCUGCCCUGAAGACUUUGCUAAGCGGCUGCUCCAGACUGGAUGAGCUGAACCUCUCCUGGUGCUUUGACUUCACUGAGAAGCACGUGCAGGUGGCUGUGGCGCAUGUCUCAGAGACCAUCACCCAGCUGAAUCUUAGUGGCUACCGAAAGAAUCUCCAAAAGUCAGAUGUCUCUACCCUAGUUAGAAGAUGCCCCAAUCUUGUCCACCUAGACUUAAGUGACAGCAUCAUGCUAAAGCAUGACUGCUUUCCGGAAUUUCACCAGCUCAACUACCUCCAACACCUCUCACUCAGUCGAUGCUAUGAUAUAAUACCUGAAACUUUACUUGAACUUGGAGAAAUUCCCACGCUAAAAACACUACAAGUUUUCGGAAUCGUGCCAGACGGAACCCUCCAACUGCUAAGGGAAGCCCUUCCUCAUCUACAGAUUAAUUGCUCCCAUUUUACCACCAUUGCCAGGCCAACUAUUGGCAACAAAAAGAACCAGGAGAUAUGGGGCAUCAAAUGCCGACUGACACUGCAGAAACCCAGUUGUCUAUGAAGUAUUUAUUGCAGGAUACAGUAUCUUCUUUGGAACAGGGGAAAUAGGAAGGACACCCAAUGGCAGGGCCACUCAGCUAGUUUUAGUCUUCGCUUUCCCUUUGCUUCAUUCUGCAAGUAUAUUAGAGAGCGAUUUGAGAGGGAAAUGGGAAGUACUGCUUUCCUGAAAGGACUAUAGAAGCUUCUGUUAGUGCUGUGCUCUUCUGAACCUAAGUUGUAGGCCUUUUGAAAUGUUAGGAAAAUGAGCCUAUAAUUUCAAGAUACCUGAAAAGAGCAAAAUUUGAGCCACCUCUUCAAGUGCCCUUGUGUUAGUCUAUUUAGAAGCAAGUUUUAAAAUUACUAUCAGCAGUCUUUAUAGUCUACAUGGUAAACUUUUUAUCUAUUUAAUUUUUCAGCAUUGGUUUAUAAGAUGUAGCUUGAAAGAACAAUAAGCUAAUUGUAUUAUGGGCUGACCAGAAUCGGGAUGGUAGCCUUUGAGGCAAUCUCUUCUAGGGAUUAAAAAAAAAAAAAAAGGGUGCAUUUCAACUCAGCCUUUAGAUUUGAAAUUAGGUUAAUACAAAAAAAAGCCCCAUGUAAUUUACUUUAAAACUUAAAUUAAAAAACAAAUAGAACUCACCAGAAAUGCAGAACCAAUAUAGGAUUUGAAAGCUCAAGAGACAUUUUCUACAUCAGAUUAAUUUGAAGUAUCCUUUAAUGUUCAUUAAGAUACUAAAUUCCCAGAAUUCUAAAUUAGGUAAGGAAAUAUAAUUGUGGUUUUCUAACUUCGUAAUCAAAUUAUGUGAAUGAGUUGUUCUGCUUUUAGAAUGGUAUUAACCAGUCUCCAUUCUUGAAAAGCUCAAUGGAAGAAUUCGGAAGUUGUCUGCUGUUUUCCUUUAGUGUUGAGGUUCUUGAGAUUAUUUUUAUAUUACUCCGGAAUCACGUAUUUUGUCUUUUUUUCUAAUGGUCCUUUGUAGUAUUUGUUUGAAACUAUCUACUUUAUAAGGUUAUUGAACCUAAAGUUCCAUAAGAACUGCAUGUUCCUGUAAAUCAGAAAUACACACUAGAGCAGAAACGUGCCAUACCGUUUUAGAGCAGUAAGCACUACUUGCACCUACGUAAGAGUUAAGACUCAGGUGUUGGAAAAAAAAAAAUCAGUGAUUUCAAAAAUUGAAAAACAGGUACAAGGAAACAAAGAUCAAAUUCUGCUUCUUGAAAAUCACAAAAAAAUUAACAGAUGACCUCCCCAUAUGUGAAAAAUGCAAUGGAAGUGCCAAAAACCAUCAUAUCUAUUAACUUUUUUAAAUCCAGCUUUUUAAAUGUUAGAAAUAGUAGUAUGAAGUGCCCUUAUCUGCUCAGAUCUAAGGAAGAACAUUUUAAAGUAGUGUUACACAGGAAAUGAGUAUGUUUCAAUUUCUUAGUAGUUCAAAAGUGCUAAAUACUACUUGAAAUUAUUGUUUACAGAUUAGUGACAAGGGCUGGUGACAGGAUCUGGUUGGACGUUGACUUCCAGAUGCCCCCCGUGACAGUGCCUAUACUUCAAACUCAAGUCCAGCCAUAAGCUAGUUUGCCAACAUGUCAGAGUAAUCUGUAUUUUUGUAUGUGAUUUCUACUUUUAUAGACUUGUAUUAAAAUAAAACACAUUUUUAUAA
Molecule: messenger RNA, 3083 nt
Organism: Lepus europaeus (European hare)
Lineage: Eukaryota; Metazoa; Chordata; Mammalia; Lagomorpha; Leporidae
Gene: SKP2
Product: S-phase kinase associated protein 2
Exons: 10
Coding region: 182-1456 (424 amino acids)
Molecular function (GO): protein binding
Source: RefSeq, a predicted model, not a curated record